Eutrema salsugineum is the source of this 1171-nucleotide messenger RNA. RefSeq names its product probable carboxylesterase 5. Lineage: Eukaryota; Viridiplantae; Streptophyta; Magnoliopsida; Brassicales; Brassicaceae. The record is from RefSeq and is a predicted model, not a curated record. Bases 101 to 1060 code for a protein of 319 amino acids. The transcript has a single exon. Gene Ontology annotation, molecular function: hydrolase activity.
AAUUUAUAGAAUUUUAGUUUCAUUUAAUAGUCAGAGAAAAAACAUAAAAAUCACACACCAAAGUCACCAACCACUCUUCAUUCUCUUCUUUCACCUUCCAAUGGAAUCUGAAAUUGCUUCAGAGCAUCUUCCCUUCAUCAGAAUCUACAAAGACGGUCGCGUCGAGCGACUUUCCGGCACCGAAAUCAUCCCACCGUCUCUAGACGCCGCAACAAACGACGUCGUUUCAAAGGACGUCGUAUACUCACCGGAGCAUAACCUCUCUGUUCGUAUCUUCCUCCCUCAUAAAUCCACCGCCGGCGAAAACAAAAAAAAACUCCCGUUACUCAUCUACAUCCACGGCGGAGCUUGGAUUAUCGAGUCACCAUUCUCUCCCAUUUACCACAAUUUCCUCACGGAGAUCGUCAAAUCCGGUAACUUCCUCGCCGUAUCGGUUCAGUACCGCCGUGCGCCGGAAAAUCCGAUCCCAGCGGCGUAUGAUGAUUCAUGGUCGGCGGUUAAGUGGGUUUUCUCUCAUUCCGAUGGAUCUGGUCCUGAAGAUUGGGUUAACGAAUUCGCCGAUUUCGGAAAAGUUUUCAUUGCCGGAGAUAGCGCCGGCGGAAACAUGUCGCAUCACAUGGCGAUUAGAGCCGGUAAGGAGAAGCUCGAGCCGAGAAUCAAAGGAAUCGCGAUUGUGCAUCCAGCUUUCUGGGGAAGAGAUCCGGUGGAUGAGAAAGAUGUGCAAGACAGAGAGAUGAGAAACGGAAUCGCUGAAGUUUGGGAGAAAAUCGCGAGCCCGAAUAGUGUUGAUGGUACGGACGACCCGCUUUUUAACGUGGUCGGAUCCGGGUCGGAUUUUUCGGAAUUGGCGUGUGAGAAGGUGUUGGUUGCUGUGGCCGGGAAAGAUGUGUUUGUGAGGCAAGGGUUGGGUUACGCGGCGAAGCUGGAGAAGAGUGGGUGGGUAGGUGAUGUGGAGGUUGUUGUGGAAGAAGAUGAAGGACAUGUGUUUCAUCUCCAAAACCCUAAUUCUAAGAAUGCUGAGAAGUUCUUGAAGAAACUCGUCGGGUUUAUUAUCGGUUAAUUAAUUAUUAAUGUAACGAGUGAUUUGUGUGAAUGUAGUUUGGUGUGAUUAAGUAUGUUAAAACUUAAAAUCAUUAUUAUGAUGAAUAAAAUUUGCAGUUGAGUUCAGUUA